AUAAGAUAGCCGACUGAGCUGACCAUUGCGCCCUCUUCAGAUCGAGGAAUUCACCAUUCCGCCGCCCAACUCUGCUCUACGAUCGACAUAAACAUCGAAUAACGAUGGCGCUCAAGUUUCUCAACAAGAAGGGAUGGCACACGGGCAGCCUCCGCAACAUCGAGAAUGUCUGGAAAGCAGAGCAAAAGCACGAAGCCGAGCAGAGAAAGCUCGAGGAACUCCGCAAGCAGAUCCACGAGGAGCGCGACCGCGCCGAGUUCCGCCAGCUCCAGGAACAAGCCGGCCUUAUUUCGGGCCAGGAGCGUUUGGAGUUUCUGUACGAUUCUGGAUUAGCUGUGGGCAAGGGUUCUGGAUUCAAGGCUCUGGAAUCGUUGCCCAAGGCAGAGCCGGGGCCUGCUGCAUCGUCUUCUACUUCUGCGAAGGAGCCGCAGCCAGCUUCACUGGGAGCUUUGUUUGAGGAUAAGCCACAGUCAGCCAAUGAUUCGUGGAGGAAGCUUACUUUCGAUCCCCUGCUUUCGAUCCGUCGGAGUGAACAGGAAUCUCUAGCCCGCAUCAAGAAGAACCCCAUCCAGAUGGACAUGAUCCGCAAAUCAGUAGAAGCACAGAAGAACAAAGACAAGGAUGGAAAGAAACACAAGAAAAAACAUCACAAAAAGAAGCCCAAACACAACACGAAUUUGUCGUCGGAUAAUGACUCUGAGGAUGACCUUUUGACAGUGGAAAAGCACAAGGAGAGUCGCCAUAAGGGCUCCAGAUCUGAAAAGCAUUCAAGUAAGAGAAUCCAUACAUCUGAUGAUGAAUUGAGUGAAGGAGAUGGUAGAAUAAAGAAAUAUUAUGAUGAGUCCAAAGAUCGGAGGCCAAGUGGCUCUCAGGAUGCCUCUUUGACAGUGGAGAAACACAGAGAGAGUCGCCACAAAGGAUCCAGAUCGGAAAAGCAUUCGAGUAAGAGAGUCCAUAUUUCUGAUGAUGAAUUGAGUGAAAGAGAUAGUAAAAGAAAGAAAUACCACGAUGAGUACAAAGAUCGGAGGCCAAACGAUGAGUACAAAGAUCGGAGGCCAAACGAUGAGCACAAAGAUAGGAGGCCAAACGAUGAGCACAAUGAUAGGAGGCCAAAAGAUGAGCACAGAGAUAGGAGGCCAAACGAUGAGCACAGAGAUAGGAGGCCAAAAGAUGAGCACAGAGAUAGGAGGCCAAACGAUCAGCACAGAGAUAGGAGGCCAAACGAUGAGCACAAAGAUCGGAGGCCAAUUGGCAGUCCUAAUCGCAAUAUCGACAGAGUUGAUGAUGAUCAACAUAGAAGUAGUAGGAGUCAUCAUGAAUCCAAUAAGGAGCGUUCUUCAGAACAGCAGCAUGAACCUUGUCAUGAGAAGAACAGUUAUUCUUAUUCAAGCACCUCUGUUAAGCCACCAAGGCCUGAGUCAAACAACAGGCCCCGAAAAGCUGGUAAACUAUCAGAAGAAGAGAGAGCUGCUAAAUUGAAGGAGAUGGAAAUGGAUGCUCAACGGCACGAGGAACAAAGAUGGACGCGUAUAAAGAAAGCAGAGGAUGCUGAAGCAAAGGAAGCUAUUCUUGAUCAUGUCACUUCUGGUAGAAACUUCCUGGAUGCUACUCAGAAAAGUGUUUAUGGAGCUGAGAAAGGAGGAAGCUCAACGAUCGAGGAGAGUGUGCGCCGCCGUGCAUAUUAUUCACAGCGGCGAUCCGACAGUGAGAGCAAUGCUUUCCGGAGAGCCUAAUUUUUUGACAGAGAUCCAGAUUUUUUCUGGUAAAAUAUGUAACCAUAAAUACAGAAUUCCUGUACCUGGUUGUUUGUAGUUCUGUGUGGUUUUCGCUUAAAUGUUUUCAGUUUCAUUAAAUUUAUUUGAGCUACAAAUUCUCCA
Molecule: messenger RNA, 1877 nt
Organism: Salvia hispanica
Lineage: Eukaryota; Viridiplantae; Streptophyta; Magnoliopsida; Lamiales; Lamiaceae
Biological process (GO): mRNA splicing, via spliceosome
Cellular component (GO): U2-type spliceosomal complex
Source: RefSeq, a predicted model, not a curated record